Molecule: messenger RNA, 753 nt
Organism: Saccharomyces kudriavzevii IFO 1802
Lineage: Eukaryota; Fungi; Ascomycota; Saccharomycetes; Saccharomycetales; Saccharomycetaceae
Gene: IES3
Product: Ies3p
Exons: 1
Coding region: 1-753 (250 amino acids)
Source: RefSeq, a predicted model, not a curated record
AUGAAAUUCGAAGAACUAUUGGCAACUGAUAAACAAGUGCAAUUCGCUCAUGCGGCUACUCAACACUACAAAAGUAUCAAAACCCCAGAUUUUUUGGAGAAAGAUCCACAUCACAAGAAAUUUCACAAUACCGAAGUUUUGAAUCCACAAGGGUCUUCAGCUCCAUCUACUGCCGCCGAUGCAAAUCCGACCUCCACUUUCUCCAGUCACACCAAUAACUCAACAUUCAAAAGACACAUUGUUGCCGUAGAUGAUAUAUCGAAAAUGAACUAUGAAAUGAUAAAAAAUUCUCCAGGGAAUGUGGUAACCAACGCCAAUCAGGAUGAGAUUGAUAUAAGUACUCUCAAGACGAGGUUGUACAAAGAUAACCUCUACACUAUGAAUGACAAGUUUCUACAGGCUGUUAAUGAUCAAAUUGUAAUACUAAAUGAAGCGGAACAAGGUCAAGAGACUGAGGAUAUCGGUUUACCAGACGGUGAAAAAAUUGAUAUACUAACCAAAAUUCAAGAAAGCCUACUCGAAGAGUAUGAAACACUUUCACAGAAAGAAAGAAAAUGGUUUAUUUUGAAAGAACUACUACUGGAUGCCAAUGUAGAACUAGAUCUGUUUAGCAAUCGUGGUAGGAAGGCAGAUCACCCAAUCGCAUUCGGGGCAGUAGCCAUACCAACGAACGUUAAUGCAAAUUCCCUAGCAUUCAACAGAACGAAGAGAAGGAAAAUCAGUAAAAAUGGUCUGUCAGAGAACAUUUUGUAA